Arabidopsis arenosa is the source of this 1715-nucleotide messenger RNA. NCBI's taxonomy places the organism in Eukaryota, Viridiplantae, Streptophyta, Magnoliopsida, Brassicales, Brassicaceae. The record is from the annotation of a GenBank genome assembly.
GAAUACGAAAGAUCUCUCUGAGAAGAAUUUAACGAAACUCGCUGUUUCGAAUUCAAUUGAAACUCGAACCGUUUCUUUGAGGAAGAAGAUGAAGCCGCGCUUCACCUUCUUCUUCGUUAUCUUCUGUUAAUUCCAAUGGCUUCAUCAUCCCAACGACGCUGCGUUUUUGUUGGGAACAUUCCUUACGACGCGACCGAGGAACAACUUAGAGAAAUUUGUGGAGAGGUUGGACCUGUUGUCUCGUUUAGAUUAGUUACGGAUAGAGAAACUGGUAAACCAAAAGGCUACGGAUUUUGUGAGUAUAAAGACGAAGAAACAGCAUUGAGUGCUCGUCGUAAUCUUCAGAGUUAUGAAAUCAAUGGUCGUCAAUUAAGAGUUGAUUUUGCUGAGAAUGACAAAGGCACUGACAAAACCCGUGAUCAGGGUCAAGGAGGACCUGGUUUGCCUUCUACUUCUGAGUCUCAGAAGCAGAUUGGAGGGCCUGGAGAUACAAAUAUGCACCAGCCAGUUGGUCUCAAUGUUGCUAUAACAGCUGCAUCUGUUAUGGCGGGUGCGCUAGGUGGUCCUCAGGUCGGUUCGCAGUUUACACAAAGUAAUCUGCAGGUUCCAGCUAGUGAUCCCCUGACUCUCCAUCUUGCCAAGAUGUCUAGAAGUCAGCUUACUGAAAUUAUAUCGUCCAUUAAGUUAAUGGCUACACAGAAUAAGGAACAAGCUCGACAGUUGUUGGUUUCAAGACCUCAGUUGUUAAAAGCUGUUUUCCUGGCGCAGAUAAUGCUUGGGAUUGUGAGUUCGCAAGUCUUGCAGUCGCCAAAUAUUGUUCAGGCCCCAAGUCAUAUGACAGGGUCUUCAAUUCAAGACACACAAUUAUCUGGUCAAAAUCUUUUACCGCCACUGGCACAAAGGUCGCAGCAGCUAAGUCGUGCUCCCCAUAGUCAGUAUCCUGUUCAACAAUCUUCUAAACAACCUUUUAGUCAGGUUCCACAACUAGUAGCACAGCCAGGUCCUUCUUCUGUGAAUCCUCCUCCUAGAUCCCAAGUUAAAGUCGAAACAGCUCCAUUCCAACGCCAGCAAGUGGUUCCAGCUUCCACCAACAUAGGUUACAGUAGUCAGACUUCAGUUCCGAAUAAUGCUAUCCAGCCAUCUCAAGUACCCCACCCAGCAUUAACAAAUUCUGUGAUGCAGCAAGGUGGGCAAACGGUAUCAUUAAAUUAUGGCAAAAGAAUAAACGAGGGUCCUCCUCAUCAAUCAAUGAACAGACCAUCAAAGAUGAUGAAAGUGGAUGAUAGGAGAACCACUUCACACCCCGGAGGUCAUGCGUCUAAUUCAACGCAUCCGAAUCAAGUACAAGCUCCCCAGACACGUAUCUCCCCCGAUGUCCAGUCAACAUUGCUCCAACAAGUAAUGAACCUUACGCCAGAACAGCUGAGAUUGCUGACUCCAGAGCAACAGCAAGAGGUCUUAAAGCUGCAACAAGCGCUCAAGCAAGACCACAUGAUGCAGCCUUCAUAGCAUUGCGGGGAAAGCAACUCGGUUGGUCGAUUUCAUUGCAUAGAUCAAAAAGGAUCUUUUUCGCAUACAAAUCACCAUAGAAAGAAGAAGGCUCUCUCACCUGAAUUGAGGCGAGUGAUUGUACGAUUAGGGUAGCAUUUAUUUGUGCUGAGUUUGUCUUAUAGAAGAACCAUUCAGCCAUCAAAAUAUAAAAGGAAAGAGAAAGU